AUGGAGGAUCAAAAAGCAACGGUGGAAACAAUUGUGAAGUUCACUUGGACCAUCAAUAACUUCUCUGAAUUCAACUGCAAGAUGCUCAAAUCUGACACAUUCUUCGCUGGCUCUCAUCCAUGGAGGAUAUUAGUUUUUUAUCCAGAAGGAGAAAAUGACGAGGAUGAAGACGAAUGCAAUUUGGAAAUUUGUUUGGAUGCUGGCCAUUCUGCUAAUCUUCCUGAUUACUGGAACCGAUAUGCAAGUUUAAAGUUGUUUUUGAUUAAUCAGGUUGAUGACAAAAUGACAAUAACAGAUAGUUUGUAUGAGGGUUUCCACAAACACACUGUUGAAUGUGGUUGUAUUUUAUUGGAGAUAUUAAUGGACAUAGACAAAUUUCGUGACUCCAAAAAUGGGUUUCUUGUAAACGACACAUGCAUCAUUGUUGCCGAAGUUUCUCUCAACAACAAUGCCUCAAUUGGUAGAGAGUUAAUAGAUUUCAAGGGUGUAGCAAAAAUUGAAAAAGAUUAUGUUGAAUUGCUAGAGAAAGCAUGUUCAAAGCAUCCUUCACUUAUUGAAGGCCUUCUAAAAAGAAAUAGGAGCCAAAGGUUCAUUGAACUAGGAUUCACAGCUUUAGGAAGAGUACUUCAUUUUCUCAAGACUAAGAAAGUUAAGGAUAUGAUGAAUGAUGAUGCUGCUUGUAAAGAGCUUCAAGAUUUAUGGGAUGAAGUUGAGAUAGUUAGAUUUGAUGAUUUGACAUGGCUUGAGCCUCAUGUUAAAUCUGCACUGCGUAUAAAAGUUUAUAAGGUGAAAGAAGAGAUGGUGACAAAGCUGAAGGGUUCUGUUGUUGAUCUUGAGGAUAGGGUUGAGAGCUUGAAAGCAAAUGUGGCUGCUGCAAAGGAUGAUCUUGAAGGGGCAAAAAUGGAAUUGGCAAUUGCUGAAAAAGGCUUUGUGAAGAAAGAUUUGAAUGACGAAUUAAGUCAUGGAAUACCCUAUCUAUAA
This is a messenger RNA of Arachis duranensis, 981 nucleotides long. RefSeq names its product MATH domain and coiled-coil domain-containing protein At3g58360-like. The coding region runs from base 1 to 981 and encodes 326 amino acids. NCBI's taxonomy places the organism in Eukaryota, Viridiplantae, Streptophyta, Magnoliopsida, Fabales, Fabaceae. The transcript is spliced from 3 exons. The record is from RefSeq and is a predicted model, not a curated record. Gene Ontology annotation, molecular function: protein binding.